AUGAAAAUAUCAAUACUUGUUUUGUUUUUAAUUUUUAUUAAAAAUAUUAUUUGUGAAAUUAGGGAAUUAAGUUUUCACGAAUUCGAGCGAAUGCUAACAAAAAAUUAUCAUCAAAACAAAAAUUAUAUAUUAGAGAAUAAAAUUAAUUACAAAAAAUCACAUACAAUUAAAGAUUAUUUAUAUUUAAACACUGACAACGAUUUUGUUCUUUAUCUAUAUGCUAAAUGGAAUGCUGAUUCGAAUAAUCUGAUAACAGUUUUUAGGGAAGUAGCAAGAAUAAUAGAAGAAAAAAAUCUCAAAAUCCCCUUUUACACUUUUAAUGUAGACAAUGCUAAGGAAUUUUGCAACUUAAUAAAUGUCACUUCCCUUCCAUUGAUAUUAUAUGUAUCAUCUGUUCAUAAAAAAAAAUAUGAUUCCUUACUUCAAAAAAUCGUAAACUCAAGUAAAGACAUAAAAAUAGGCAAUGCCUUCAGAUAUAGUGGAGAUAUGUAUUGCUAUGAUUAUAUAGUGGAUUGGGUGGAAGUUCAUCAUUACUUUGCAAAGGCUCUUUUAUUUAUGAAGAGGAUUUUUAUGAAAAGAAUAUAA
Molecule: messenger RNA, 585 nt
Organism: Plasmodium berghei ANKA
Lineage: Eukaryota; Apicomplexa; Aconoidasida; Haemosporida; Plasmodiidae
Product: conserved Plasmodium protein, unknown function
Exons: 3
Coding region: 1-585 (194 amino acids)
Source: RefSeq, a predicted model, not a curated record